Molecule: messenger RNA, 657 nt
Organism: Engraulis encrasicolus (European anchovy)
Lineage: Eukaryota; Metazoa; Chordata; Actinopteri; Clupeiformes; Engraulidae
Product: ribonuclease inhibitor-like
Exons: 4
Coding region: 1-657 (218 amino acids)
Biological process (GO): intracellular signal transduction
Molecular function (GO): protein binding
Source: RefSeq, a predicted model, not a curated record
AUGGCAGAGGGACAGUGCCAGUACAGCUGGAAAGCCGUCAUGGUUCGUCCAGCCAGUCAGCGGCAACGAGUUGUGAUUCGUCCAAUAAACUUGUCAGACUGUACUGUAACAGGAGAAGGAUAUGCUGCUCUGGCUGCAGCUCUCAAAUCAAACCCUUCACACCUGGAGGAGCUGGACCUGAGAGGAAACAACCCUGGACACUCUGAAGUGAAAUUACUCACUGAUUUACUAGAGGAUCCUGCCUCUAAACUACAGAGACUAAGGCUGUUGAGUAGUAAUGCAGCAGAUACAGGCCUUGUGUAUCUGACUUCAGUUCUGGGUGGAAACCCCUUAACCCUGACAGAGCUGGACCUGAGAGGGAAGAUAACAGGAGACUCAGGAGUGAAGCAGUUCUGUGCUCUACUGGAGGAUUCACACUGCAGAUUUAAGAAAGUCAACUUGUCAGACUGUGGUGUAACAGGAGAAGGAUAUGCUGCUCUGGCAUCAGCUCUCAAAUCAAACCCUUCACACCUGGAGGAGCUGGACCUGAGAGGAAACGACCCUGGAGACUCUGAAGUGACAUUACUGACUGAUUUACUAAAGGAUCCUACCUGUAAACUACAGAGACUAAGGAAAGAGCAUUUCCAUGAUGUUAUACUGUUUAAUGAAUCUGCAUAA